Pimephales promelas (fathead minnow) is the source of this 1341-nucleotide messenger RNA. RefSeq names its product ELOVL fatty acid elongase 8a (gene elovl8a). The record is from RefSeq and is a predicted model, not a curated record. Gene Ontology annotation, molecular function: fatty acid elongase activity. Gene Ontology annotation, cellular component: endoplasmic reticulum membrane. Gene Ontology annotation, biological process: very long-chain fatty acid biosynthetic process; fatty acid elongation, polyunsaturated fatty acid; fatty acid elongation, monounsaturated fatty acid. Lineage: Eukaryota; Metazoa; Chordata; Actinopteri; Cypriniformes; Leuciscidae.
UGGGCUUAACACUGUACGUAAUUCAUCCUUUAGUUAAAUUAUUUAUGUAGCCAACUUAAGAAUAUAGGCUAAUUUGCAGGUUGCCACUUUACAGAAUGAAUUAAAAACAAUAUUAAGCUAUGUCUAAACACAAAAUUGUGAAAUGGUUAAGGCACUCUGCUCAAAAUAGCUGAUGGUAUCUCUGUUAAAGAAUAAAGUCAUCCAGGGGAUUUUGCUAAUCCGUCUUGGGGAGGAGGAUGCCAUGUGUAAACUCCUUAACUCAUCCAUGAGCCUCUGAUUUAUGCUGAACGAGAGCUCUGUGUCGUAAUUCCGUUGACAACAUGUUCUCUCUCUCUCUCGUGUAACUUAAAUUGCGAUCAUAAUUGACAUUUUACUCCUGAAGUUAGCUACUCCCAGCAACGAACUGUCGCGCUGUUCCUAAAGGCAACCGAUAGAUGGCGAUGUUUAGGCAUUACUGAAUGAACGUCAAGCGCAAUGGUGUCCGUAUCGCCGUCGACAUGGCAAAGGCUCCAGAUACUUUACCAAUGGGUCCUAGAAAACGGAGACAAGAGGACAGAUGGAUGGCUAUUAGUUUAUUCUCCCAUGCCUGUCUGUGGCAUAUUCCUCUGUUACCUUGUCAUCAUCUGGCUUGGCCCCAAACUGAUGACUCACAGAGAACCAGUCAACAUCAAGGCUAUUCUUAUUAUUUACAAUUUUUCCAUGGUGUGCCUUUCUGCUUACAUGUUUUAUGAGUUCACAGCAUCAUCUUGGUUGGCAAAUUACAGCUUGCUGUGUCAGCCUGUGGACUACUCUGAAAACCCCCUUGCAAUGCGGAUGGCCAGAGUGUGCUGGUGGUUUUACUUCUCAAAAGUCAUUGAACUUACUGAUACUAUGUUCUUCAUUCUGAGGAAGAAGAACAAUCAACUGACCUUUCUACAUGUGUAUCAUCACGGCACCAUGAUUUUCAACUGGUGGGCCGGGGUCAAGUAUGUUGCGGGAGGGCAGUCAUUCCUUAUUGGCCUCAUAAACUCUCUUGUGCAUGUGGUGAUGUAUAUGUACUAUGGCCUGGCAGCACUGGGCCCACAGAUGCAGAAAUACUUAUGGUGGAAACGCUACCUCACUUCCCUCCAACUGCUCCAGUUCUUUAUUGUGACUAUUCACACUGCGUUCAACCUCUAUGCUGACUGUGACUUCCCUGACUCCAUGAAUAUGGUGGUGUUCGGCUACGCCCUCAGCCUAAUCGCUUUGUUCAGUAACUUUUAUUAUCAGAGCUAUCUUUCCAAGAAGACAAAGAUAACAUGAUUGCGUGGAGAUGGGAUGUAUACGUUGAUUGUUUGAAUAAAAAUGUAUCAUCAGACUGAA